Molecule: messenger RNA, 688 nt
Organism: Ipomoea triloba (trilobed morning glory)
Lineage: Eukaryota; Viridiplantae; Streptophyta; Magnoliopsida; Solanales; Convolvulaceae
Product: histone deacetylase complex subunit SAP18
Exons: 6
Coding region: 44-526 (160 amino acids)
Biological process (GO): negative regulation of DNA-templated transcription
Cellular component (GO): nucleus
Molecular function (GO): transcription corepressor activity; transcription factor binding
Source: RefSeq, a predicted model, not a curated record
UUGUCGGGGAGAGAGAGAGAGAGAGCUCGAUAGCGAGGGAGCAAUGGCGGAUGUUCAGAGAAGAAGGCCGAUGCAGCCACCACCGCCGAGAGGCCCGCCUGGUCCUGUUCAGCCCAAGGCCCCCACCCGGUCCGAACCCGUCGAUCGAGAGAAGACAUGCCCACUGUUGCUUCGUGUUUUCACCAAGAUUGGAGGCCAUCACACUGAGAGUGAUUUUGCUGUGAGAGGGAAGGAACCUAAAGAUGAAGUUCAGAUUUAUACCUGGAUGGAUGCUAAUCUACGUGAACUCACUGAUCUGGUUAAAGAAGUGGCUCCUGAGGCACGAAAAAGAGAUGCUAUGCUGUCCUUUGCUUUUGUCUAUCCCGAUAAAAAUGGCAAAUUUGUAGUUAGAGAGGUAGGAAAGACAUAUUCUAUUCCUAGUGGGAGAAGACCAGAUAGUGGCAACCAAACAUUGAGUGAUCUGAAAUUUGAGAUAGGUGACUACUUGGAUGUGGCAAUUUACUUUAACGAUCUGAUGCGGAAAUGAAACCAUGCUAUCACCUAGUUUAUGUUGUGUUGUUUUAGCUUUUCCAGAAGUGUGUCAUGCUAGCAGGCUUGGUUUUCCAAGUUCCUAUAUCCAUAUUUGACUCUGAUUGUAACAUGUAUUUUUGUGAUGAAGUAGUGAGACACAUAUUUCAAUCCCUCUCAA